Nylanderia fulva is the source of this 4470-nucleotide messenger RNA. Its product is annotated as ATP-binding cassette sub-family C member 4. The record is from RefSeq and is a predicted model, not a curated record. Gene Ontology annotation, biological process: transmembrane transport. NCBI's taxonomy places the organism in Eukaryota, Metazoa, Arthropoda, Insecta, Hymenoptera, Formicidae. Gene Ontology annotation, molecular function: ATP hydrolysis activity; ABC-type transporter activity; ATP binding. Gene Ontology annotation, cellular component: membrane.
CUGUAGGCAGUUUUAGACAAGCAUUCCAAUUGUGUCGUUCAGUAUCAAUAAUUAUCCCCUCUCGUGCGUUUUUUGAUCGCUUCGUAAUUCUAUAGCGGACAAAACGACUUGCCAAAUCAUUCCGUCUUACACAAUACAUACAGGACUAUCCCAUCCGGGUGGGUGUAAUCAUACUAUAUAUAAAGUUCGUGUGUUUGCAUAUGUAUAGUAUGAUAUAAAAUGAAAGCACGUGUCAUUCACAAGGCAGAGUCGAAUGAAAGUGGCAUUAAUGCGUCUGAUAAAACGCAUGAUUUAACGAUGCGAUAUAGUCGGAUACAGCGGCGUGAAUAAAAUACAUUCGUGAUACUUGAUUAUUAUUCGUGUUUAUUGCUUCAUCGUCGAAAUAUGUCCGCCACCAAGAAAUUUGAUAAUCCGAAUCCGCGGAUGUCCGCAACUCCAGUCAGUAAAUUGUUCUUCUGCUGGUUGGUGAAAUUAUUCUGGUAUGGAAAGGAUCAUGAUUUGGAGAUGAAAAAUAUAUACAAUACACUGCCUGCUGAUACGAGUGAACUUCUGGGAAACAAAUUAGAAGAAUAUUGGAGAAAUGAAAUACGCAUAGCUGAAAAAAGUGGUAGAAAACCAAAAUUUUUCACAGUUUUAAGGCAAACAUUUAUGUUGUCAUUUCUCUAUUAUGGAGGAUGGAUUUUAUUAAUGAGCAGUGUUUUAAGAGUUUUGCAACCAUAUAUUUUGGGUCUGCUCAUUUGGCACUUUGAUCCAAGAGCAACAUCUACUCAAGAAGAGGCGUAUCUCUAUGCAUCUGGUGUAAUAAUCAUAGGAAUAGUGAUAAUAUUAAUCAACCACCAUUCCAAUAUAGGCUUAAUGGAGAUUGGAAUGAGAGUGAGAAUAGCAAGUUCCUCUCUUAUGUACAGAAAGAUAUUAUGUUUAUCAAAAUCUUCUACUACCACUCCAGGACAAAUUAUUAAUCUGUUGUCAAAUGAUAUGUCAAGAUUUGAUCAGCUAUUUAUGUUUCUACAUUACAUUUGGAUUAUGCCUAUACAAGGUGCUGCAAUUACAUAUUUGAUAUGGCGAAGUGUCGGUAUUGCUUCAUUGGCUGGUAUAUUUUUGAUAACAAUUCAAACUAUUCCACUUCAAGGAUAUAUAAGUAAGUUGACUUCAAAGUUGCGUUUGAAAAGUGCAGUGAGAACUGAUGAGAGGGUUCGUUUGAUGUCUGAAAUAGUCAGUGGUAUAGAAGUUAUCAAAAUGUACACUUGGGAAAAACCAUUUCAGGAGCUAGUUAAUUGCAUAAGAAAAUACGAAAUUGAUGUUCUUACAUUAAUGUCAUAUCUAAGAGGUUUCACUUUGGCCACGUUUGUCUUUACGGAAAGAACAACAUUAUAUUUCACUGUAAUGGCUUAUGUAUUAUUUGGACACUCGAUAUCUGCAGAUAAAGUAUUCUCAAUGGCACAGUACUUUAACAUUCUUCAGCUCACUAUGGCAAUAUUGUAUCCUCUAGCUGUAAUAUCUCUUGCAGAAGCAGCUGUGUCUAUGAAGAGAAUCGAAAACUUCCUCUUAUUAAAUGAAAACAAUCCAUCGAUACAAUCACUAUCAGCUUCUAAAGGAAUGAGUAUCUUAAUGAAAGACGUUAAUGCUUCAUGGACAACUAAUGCAAUUGUGAAUACAUUACAUGAUAUUAAUAUUCAAAUUGGAACUGGAAAACUUUAUGUUAUUGUUGGUCCUGUAGGUGCAGGAAAGAGUUCCUUCCUGCAAGCGAUUUUAGGCGAACUGAAACCAUCACAUGGUCAGAUACAUGUAAGUGGUAAAAUAUCAUACGCUAGUCAAGAACCAUGGCUUUUUGCAGGCACAGUCCAAAGUAAUAUUUUAUUUGAUCAACCUUAUGAUAAAGAUAAAUAUCAAAGAGUUGUAAAGGCAUGUGCUCUUCUGAGAGAUUUUGAGCAACUUCCAUAUGGUGAUAAGACCUUAGUCAGUGAUAGGGGUACAGUACUUAGUGGCGGGCAACGUGCAAGAAUUAAUUUGGCAAGAGCCGUUUAUAGAGACACUGAUAUUUAUCUGUUUGAUGAUCCUCUAUCAGCUGUUGAUACUCAUGUUGGCAGACACUUGUUUGAUGAAUGCAUGAAUAAUUAUUUACAAAAUAAAACGAGAAUUCUCGUGACUCAUCAAUUACAAUACUUAAAACAAUGCGAUUAUAUUAUUAUUUUGAAUAAUGGUCAAAUUGAAAAUGAAGGCACAUUUUUGACUCUUCAAGAAAAAAAUGCAAACUUUUUAGAAACUUUAUCAAAAGAGGAAGAAGUUAACGAAGAGACGAAAGAAUUAUUAGAAAAUGAUACAAAUCCUGCAUCUGAUGUAACACAAAAUAUUAAAAUUACUAACAAUGAAGAAAUAGACGAGGCUGAACCUGAAGAAACCGAAGAACUUCUGGCCAAAGGAAGUUUACCAAAAUCGCUUUACUGGAAAUAUAUUCAUAGCGGCGCGUCAAUCAUUAUGAUUAUUAUCUUUCUAAUUUGCAUGAUUUUGGGACAACUUGGAAGUAGUGGUUGUGACUACUGGGUCGGUUAUUGGACGAAACAGGAAGAAAUGCGUAUCAAGGCUAUGCAAAGCAACAAUUUUACAACUUCCUCUUUUGCACCUGGAGAGAGAUUUAUUAGACAAAUAAACAAUACCUUGGAGACGAUGUCGAAUGUUUCAAUAACCACAGAUAAUUGGGAAGAUCAAAUCAAUGAUACUGCAUUGUCGCAAAACUUUACUGCCGAUAAUACUACCGAAAUUAUAGAUAUGGAUUUUUCCUAUCUCGACACGAAUACAGCUUUAUGGAUUUACGGAGGUUUUAUCAUUGUCAGUGUUAUAAUGACAACAUGUCGAAAUCUGAUUUUUUAUCAAAUAUGCAUGAACGCCAGUAAGAAUUUGCAUAACUUCAUGUUCUCGUGUUUACUCAAGGCACCCAUGUCAUUCUUUGAUAAUAACCCAUCGGGUCGAAUUUUAAAUCGGUUCUCGAAGGAUAUUGGCGCUGUGGACGAAAUUUUACCUAGGACCAUGAUAGAAACAAUUCAAAUUUUCGCAGUAAUGAUUGGAAUUCUAAUACAAAUAUUUAUUAUCAAUUGGUGGCUGAUAUUCCCUACAAUCAUUAUGAGUAUUUUGUACAAUGAGAUAAGGAAGAUUUACGUUCCAACAGCACAGAAUAUCAAACGAUUAGAAGGAAAUGCAAAAAGUCCCGUUUUCUCGCAUGUUAACUCCACAUUGUCAGGUUUGACGACGAUACGUUCGGCCGAUGCUCAGGAAAUGGUUCGCAAACAGUUCGACGAACACCAAGAUUUACACACUAGUACUUACUCGCUAAUUAUCGCAACUGGUACAAUGUUCGGUUUUGCGUUAGACAUAGUGACUAUUGGUUUCAUCGCUCUCGUUACAUAUAGUUUCGUCGCGUUAGACGAUGGAAAUACUUUCGCCGGAAAUGUCGGUUUAGCAAUUUCACAAGUACUUAUUUUAUGCGGUAUGGUGCAAUAUGGGAUACGUCAAACAGCCGAAACGAUCACGCAGAUGACAAGCGUGGAAAGAGUAUUGCAAUUCACCGAACUCGAGAAAGAGGGCCCAUUCGAAAGUAAUCCUACGGAUAAACCAUCGAAUGAUUGGCCUGCCAAGGGAGAGAUUAAAUUCGAUUGUGUUUCUCUUCGAUAUGUCGAAUCAAAGCCGCCCGUACUUAAAUCUUUGAAUUUUAUCAUAGAACCUGGCAUGAAAGUCGGAAUAGUGGGUCGCACUGGAGCUGGGAAAUCUUCUCUGAUCGCCGCUUUGUUCCAUAUGGCGAAAUUCGACGGUGCUAUUUACAUCGAUAAAGUUGACACGAAGAAAAUUGGUCUUCAUGAUUUAAGAAACAAGAUCUCGAUAAUACCGCAGGAACCAAUGUUAUUCUCCGCUACAUUAAGAGAUAAUCUCGAUCCGUUUCAUAAAUUUAACGAUGCCGAUCUAUGGAGUGCCUUGGAAGAGGUGGAAUUGAAAGAUACAAUGACCUCCUUGGACCAUUCCAUCGAACAGGGCGGUGUUAACUUAAGCGCCGGUCAACGACAAUUGAUUUGUCUGGCACGCGCGAUUUUACAAGAUAAUAAAAUUUUCGUACUUGAUGAAGCCACCGCAAAUGUCGAUCCUGCGACGGACACGCUGAUACAAACGACGAUCCGGAAGAAGUUCAAAACCUGCACGGUACUAACAAUAGCGCAUAGAUUGAACACUAUAAUGGACAGCGAUAAAGUGUUGAUAAUGGAUCAUGGUCAAAUGCUAGAAUUCGAUCACCCAUAUGUUCUAUUACAAAAUGAAAAGGGUCAUUUUAGCAGCAUGGUACAAGAAACUGGAAAACUAAUGGCUGAACAACUUAAACAGACUGCCAAAAUGGCUUAUGAGCAACAGCACACAUAAUUUCUUGUGAAAAUAUAACAAGAACAUUUCUUUGAUAAAAACAAAAAAUAUAUUCAUGUAUUUUUGUACUUA